Molecule: messenger RNA, 1095 nt
Organism: Phyllostomus discolor (pale spear-nosed bat)
Lineage: Eukaryota; Metazoa; Chordata; Mammalia; Chiroptera; Phyllostomidae
Product: glyceraldehyde-3-phosphate dehydrogenase-like
Exons: 1
Coding region: 7-1080 (357 amino acids)
Biological process (GO): glucose metabolic process
Molecular function (GO): NAD binding; oxidoreductase activity, acting on the aldehyde or oxo group of donors, NAD or NADP as acceptor; NADP binding
Source: RefSeq, a predicted model, not a curated record
CGCACGAUGGCGAAGGUCGGAGUGAACGGAUUCGGCCGUAUCGGGCGCCUGGUCACCAAGGCUGCCUUUUACUCUGGCAAAGUGGACAUUGUCGCCAUCAACGAUCCUUUCAUUGCCCUCAACUACAUGGCCUACUUGUUCCAGUAUGAUUCUACUCAUGGCAAGUUCAAGGGCACAGUCAAGGCCUUGAACAAGAAGCUGAUCAUCAAUGGGAAGGCCAUCUCCAUCUUCCAGGAGCGAGAUCCCGCCAAAAUCAAGUGGGCUGAUGCCGGCGCUGAGUACAUUGUGGAGUCCACGGGUGUCUUCACCACCGUGGAGAAAGCCAGGGCUCACCUGGAGGGAGGAGCCAAGAGGGUCGUCAUCUCGGCCCCUUCUGCGGAUGCCCCCGUGUUUGUGAUGGGUGUGAACCACGACCAGUAUGACAACUCCAUGAAGAUUGUCAGCAAUGCCUCCUGCACCACCAGCUGCUUGGCCCCUCUGGUCAAGGUCAUCCAUGACAGAUUUGGCAUCGCAGAGGGACUCAUGACCAUCAUCCACGCCAUCACUGCCACCCAGACCCUGGACGACCCCUCUGGGAAGCGGUGGCGUGACAGCCAAGUGUCUGCCCAGAGCAUCAUCCCUGCUUCUACGGGAGCUGCCAAGGCCAUGGGCAAGGUCAUCCCGGAGCUGAAAGGGAAGCUCAUUGGCGUGGCCUUCUAUGUCCCCAUCCUCAGUGUGUCGGCUGUGGACCUGACCUGUCGCCUGGAGAGAGCUGCCAAAUACCACGACAUCAAGAAGGCGGUGAAAGAGGCGUCAGAGGGCCCCCUCAAGGGCAUCCUGGGCUACACGGAGGACCAGGUCGUCUCCUCUGACUUUAACAAUGACACCCACUCCUCCACCUUUGAUGCCGGCGCUGGCAUGGCCCUCAACGACCACUUCGUCAAGCUCAUUUCCUGGUACGACAGUGAAAUCGGCUACAGCAACAGGGUGGUGGACCUGGUGGCCCACAUGGCCUCCAAGGAGUCAGAGUCCCCCGAACCACCGGCCCCAGGGACAGCUGCUGGGGAGCCCUUGCCCCAGAUCGAUCCCCCAACACACUGAGAGUCCCCUGGCCUC